This is a messenger RNA of Scatophagus argus, 2537 nucleotides long. Its product is annotated as tumor necrosis factor alpha-induced protein 2-like. Gene Ontology annotation, biological process: exocytosis; exocyst localization. Gene Ontology annotation, cellular component: exocyst. The coding region runs from base 198 to 2120 and encodes 640 amino acids. Lineage: Eukaryota; Metazoa; Chordata; Actinopteri; Scatophagidae. The transcript is spliced from 12 exons. Gene Ontology annotation, molecular function: SNARE binding. The record is from RefSeq and is a predicted model, not a curated record.
UGCACAUCAGCUGCAGCAGGAGGAGCCUGCUGCUAUUUAAAAACGCUCUCCAGCUCAGAUCAGCUGUACUGUUACUUACCAACAGAGCAGCGACCCUCUGUGAGAGAACAGACACUAGGAUACAAGGAUAUUUAUCUGCAUCGUAGUUUUCAUCGCGGUGUUUGGAUUGUUGGUCCCGUUUCUCCGCUUGGAUAACAAUGCGGCUCCGCUCACACUCGGCAGAGACGGAAGGCCUCAGUGGGAGACCCGCUGGAGGGAGACGGUUUAACGUCAGACUGCCAAAGAUCUUUGGGGGCCAGAGAAGACCGUCCGGUCAACACGCGGACAACACCUCCACGACUGAUGGACACCAGUCACCCCACGAAGAGGAGCCCCGAAAAGUGAACCUGACAUUUGAGCAAAUGCUGGAGGAGCAACUGUUUUGUGAGGCCAGCCAGCUGCUGAUAAAGAGAGAGGAGCGUCUGUUUGGGGAGAUAACUGAGGCAGAUGCACUCAAACGUCGUGAGGAAGAAGCAGACAAACUUGCUGCCGACUACAGACAGUUGGCAGACCUCAUAGUGCAGGCUCUGAAGCUCUCUCUUUCCCCGGGAGAAGUCAGCGUGGAGGCUCUGACGUCUGCUGUGAAGGCCAUCAACCAGGAGGUGGUCCAGGACAAGCAGUGGAAACAGAGGGAUCGCACACAGCCGGCCUGGAGGCCCAGCGAGUGGAAGAAGCUCCAUGACGACACACUUCGCAGCUUGGUGGAGCAGCACAUGGAUAACCCCUCGACGCCCUCGGCUAUAGAGAUGGAGCAGUCGACUAUCCUGAAGGACAUCCACGCUAUGGGCAGGCAGCUGAAGGAGGACCUGCUGUUGGUGGUGAGAACAGUGAAGAACUGCUACCCGCCCGAGAUGAACAUCUGUAACUUUUACGCCAGCCUGUACCACCAAAACCUCAGCGCCAGACUCAGAAAGAUUGCAGAGUUUGUUCUGGAGGACAAGGACUGUACUUUUCUCCUGCGCUGGGUGAACGAGUUUUAUCCAGAAAUCCUUCAGAAGCCGGAAUUGGCCGCUGACAUCGACGGUGAAGCGUUGGAAAAGCUGCUACCAAAGGAGUUACUGGAACCUCUGGAGGACCAGUACUUAAGCAAACAGGAGGAGGAGCUGACGACUUACAUCGGUCGCGUCCUGGACGAAGCGAAGGAGAAGUGGAGUAAGGGAGAGGAACCGACAAGAGAGGACGACUGCUACGCCAGUCCGUUGGCCUAUGACAUCAUCCAGGUUGUCAGUGGGAUGGUGAAGUCAGCUGAAAGGGUCGUGGGAGACCAGCACAAAGCCCAGAGCAUCACGUGCCAGCUGAAAGACUUGAUGCAGAGCUUCAAGAACUUCCAGAAUGACAUCAUGAAGCAAAGCAAAGCGAACAGCGGGGCGUUCAUCAAGGCGAAUCUCGGCUGCAUCAAACAGUUCAGUGACGUCCUGCAGCAGCAGAGCCAUCUGUUCCCAGAGGAUGUGCGGAAAACAUGUCUGCUCAUUCUGCCCGACAUGAAGCAGUCUGCCCACAGAUAUUUAUUAAAACCUGUGCACGAGGCCCUCAAGCCACAUUACCGCAAGCUGGGAACCAACGACUGGCUGAAUAAGCCCGUGUUUGAGAAUCUGCUGGCCGGCAUUGAUCAAGAGGUUCAGGAUCUUCAGGGUUCGCCUGACUCGUGUCACCAGGAGCUGAUUGGCCAGCUGCACCAGGAAGUGACGACUGAGUACGUGAAGAGGCUCCUGAAAGGAGAGAUCAAACUGAAGGACAAGAAGCAGCAGCAGGAGGCUUAUGAGCUCAUGAAAGACAACGCGGAGCAUUUGUGCAAGUUAUUUGACCACUUGAGCUCGAAGGAGGACUGGCUGAAGGACGUCCUCACCAAGAUUGCAGAAGUGCUGAAACUCCAAGACCUCCCAGCCAUUCAGAUGCACAUAGCAUCACUGGGAACUGCUUUCCCUGACCUCAGUGAGAAACACGUUUCAGCCCUCCUCAAGCUCAAGACCAACCUGUCCAGAGCGGACAGGAAAGCCGUCAAAGCCACUCUGUCGGAUACUUUGAGGGAAACCAGCUGUGUCUCAGCGCGGACGUUUUUCUCCGACGUUCAGGUCAAAUGAAUGUGUGACGCUGCUGCUUAAUCCCGUCUGUCGUGAGCAACGAUGAACGUAACACAGAAGAACAAAGCUUAAAAGCCUUGAAUGUUGUGAGGGCUGGGAAGAAUACUGUUCUGUUUGUACUGUACGGAUGUAUAACAUUCACUUCACAUUGCCGUGGUAAAUAUGCUGCUUUUUACUGCUGAAACAUCUGGUCAGGUGUGUGUGAGCAAAGCUCAGUGCUUGAAUGUGUAAUUCACUGUUAGUGUACAUUUUUUUUUAUCAAAUCAGUGUUUAAGUUUAUUUUCCUACUCAUGUACAAUUAAGGUAGAAGUCAGCCUUAAAUUUUAUUGUUUAUCUCAUGUCAAAUGAUGUACAGAAUAUUGCUGGAGAAUGUGUUAAAUGUAAAUUAAGUUUAUAAAUAAACUGGGUGAAAUCUCA